Messenger RNA from Rhopalosiphum maidis (corn leaf aphid), 2458 nucleotides. RefSeq names its product glutathione hydrolase 1 proenzyme-like. The coding region runs from base 76 to 1941 and encodes 621 amino acids. Gene Ontology annotation, molecular function: glutathione gamma-glutamate hydrolase. The transcript is spliced from 10 exons. The record is from RefSeq and is a predicted model, not a curated record. Lineage: Eukaryota; Metazoa; Arthropoda; Insecta; Hemiptera; Aphididae. Gene Ontology annotation, biological process: glutathione catabolic process. Gene Ontology annotation, cellular component: plasma membrane.
UGCGAUCAGUUCGGUGUUAUUCGUGUAAUUAUCAAAUAAAGUUCGCAUUUAUGCUCCGUCGUAGUAUAAUUUUCUAUGCAAAACAAAAUGAACAAAAUUCGUUCGGAUGAUAUUUUCGCGCCGGGGAGUUCGUCGGUAGACAUGUCCGAAAAUACACCAAUACUCGGGAGUACCAAAAAAAAACAUAGAUUACAAUCAAAAAAAUGCAUUGUUCUAGUAGGAUUUGUGAUAUUGAUCGCUGUGGUUUCAUUCCUGUUCGUAUACACGCAAAAUGCACCCGACGGCGAAAUUCCAGACCCGGAAUUUGCGUUGCCACCGUCAAGUAUGCCGAUGGGAUCUUACAGCAACGUCGGCGUCGUGUCCAACGGUGGACCAUGCGCACAGAUUGGAGUGGAUAUAAUGGCCAGAGGAGGAAAUGCCGUGGAUGCUGCUAUAGCAACAAUGUUAUGUGAUGGUGUUCUAUGCCCUGAAUAUAUGGGUAUCGGCGGAGGAUUUUUAAUGAGCAUCUACAACGCAACAACCAAAAAAGUAAUGACAAUUAAUGCACGAGAAACUGCGCCGGCUGCAGCAACUGCUGAAAUGUUUGUAAAAGAUCCAAUCAAAUCAAUGCUUGGUGGCUUGGCGGUCGCUGUUCCAGGGGAACUCAAAGGCUAUUCGACGAUUUAUGACUUGUACGGCAGCGGCAAAAUUUCAUGGGAAUCUUUAUUUGAGCCAACUAUUAAGUUAUGCGAAAAUGGCAUAAAGAUCAGUGAUCGUCUAGAGAUAAACAUGAAAAAUCACGAAAAAUUAAUAAAGAAUGAUCCAUUUCUCAGACAAGCAUUUUUUGAUGAACAAACCGGACAUGUAAAAAAAGCUGGAGAAGAGUACAAGUUACCAAAGUUAGCAGAGACGAUGAAAAUUAUAUCAGUUAACGGUGCUGAAGCCUUAUACAACGGAUCGUUAACACAUCAAUUAGUGGAAGAUAUAAAAAAAGUCAACGGUAUUAUAACUGAAGAAGACCUGAUCAAUUAUGAGGUAGAAGUUAAAGAAUCUUUUCCUGUACAUUUAAAAAGUGGACAUACAAUACAUUUGGGGCCUCCACCUAGUUCUGGUGUAAUAUUAGCCUACAUCCUUCGAAUAUUGGACGGAAUAUUACCAGCACCAAAUCCUGGAUUAGAUGCACAUCGAUUGGUGGAGGCUUUCAAAUUUGGAUACGGCGAAAGAACGCAUUUGGGUGAUCAUAAUUUCGUAAACGUGUCUAAAAUUUACGAUAAAAUAACAUCAGACACUUAUAUAGCUAGUAUUCAAAGUAAAAUAUCCGAUAAAUUCACUUCGUUGGACCCAAGGUACUAUGGUGCUGAUUUUGAUAUGCCAGAGAAUCACGGUACUGCUAACAUUGUCGUAACCGAUUCGUUGGGAAACACUGUUGUGGGAACCAGCACAUUAAAUAUAUACUUUGGUAGUGGUUUUGUGUCUCCAAGCACUGGUAUUAAUUUAAACAAUGAAAUGGAUGAUUUUUCUACUCCCGGAGUCGUUAACUUUUAUGGUAUUCCAUCCUCACCUGCCAAUUAUAUUGAACCGGGCAAACGACCAAUGUCAUCAAUGUGCCCGACUAUAAUCACUGACAAAAACGGAGACUUUGUUCUCGGGGCAGGAGCAGCAGGUGGAUCGAAGAUCACGCUUGCAACUGCCUACGUGAUAGCCCUUAAGCUAUGGUACAGUAUGACAUUAAAAGAAGUGAUAGACAAACCUAGAAUUUACCAUCAACUGGUUCCUAUGACCGUUCAAUAUGAAUACGGAACGACAAAGGCAGUCGUACAAACGCUUAAGGAUAUUGGACAUCCAGUAACAAGGUUGAAGAAUACCAUAGGUUCAGCAGCAACAGCUAUUGCUAAAUCCCCAUCAGGAAUGAUCGAAACCAUGCCAGAUUUCAGACGACCAGGAAAUUCGUCCGGAUACUAACACGAUAUAUUUUGAUAAUAGAUUAUGUUUAAUAAAUUUUUGUUGUAAAACGUAUCUUGUAAGUUCCUAAAAAUAUUAUAGACACGACUUUCAAUUGAUACUACACCACAAAUUAUGCGCAGUCAAAAUUGUGUAUAGUUUAUGUAAUAUUACUACCUAUUAUAACUUUAUCUAUAGUUGUUCGCAAGUGCUAAUUUUUGAUAUAAAAUGUAUAAUGUAAUAUAUAGGUAUAAAUAUGAUUGUAAGGUAAUUGUUUUUAUGAAAAUAUGAGGUCUAUAUGUUCAAAUAAUUAAAAAAAAUUUUUUUUUAGUAAUGAGGUGCUAUUAUAUUAAGAGCUCGGCAACGUUAAAUGUUGUUUAUUAUGAAUUCACAUUUUACCGUAUACGAUAACUAAACGUAAAGAUAGUUUAAUAAUUAAGUUAGAUUCUUUUCAAUUGUGACCAAAAACCUUGUAAAAAUCGAGUACUAUGUUAAUAUUUAGUUUGUACAUUAUUAAAACUUGUAUGUUAAAUCAAUA